ACUUCCUUGGCAGAGCACGAUGCAUCUUAAUUCGGCUCAUCCUCAUUGACUAGUCAGAACAAUGGUGAGCGAACAUUCACAGGACAGAGAGCGCUAUGACAAGUACACAGUGAGAAGAGCCGGAAUGGAUAGCCUUGUCGGACCACUUGUUGCCCAAUAUCUUUCCAUGGGCUACCCGUCCAAAGAGAAUGGCCAGUGUGGAAAUGCGAGCAUAGGAACAAGCGGAAAGGAAAAAGAAAAUACGCGACUCUCUCUAGGAUGCCCCUCUGGGUCUAAGGUCUCCUCUCACCUGCGGCCACAGCGCUUUAACAGGCCCAGUUUGGCCCAGAUCACACAGGUCAAGGUCAUGAUGUCGCUGGGCCAAUUCACCAAGGGGGCCAGCUGGGAGGAGCUACUCCAGGCAUGUGUGCAAUCCUUCGAUGCGGAGGGGAGCCUGUGCCGGAGUGACCACCUGCUGCACAUCACCCUGACCAUGCAUCGGCUGCUCAUGUCCUCCAGCGACCUUCUGGAGAAACUCAUCACACUUUUCAAAAGUGCUGUAAAGAACGAGAACCCCACCGAGUGUCAGAAGAUCUGCUACUUCAUCAGGUACUGGAUUAGAGAGUUCUGGACGAUGUUUCGAUUGCACAACAGCCUUGCGGACACUAUAGAGCGGUUCCAGGAACUAAUGAGAGAACAAGGACAGGAAAGAUUGUGCCCCCUGUUGGAGACAAAAUGGAUAAGCGACAGGGACUGGUCACGGAAAGCCAGUCAGAGAAUCAAGGCCAACAGCAGUAAGAAGAGGAAAGUGUCCCUGCUCUUUGAUCACCUGGAACCAGAGGAGCUGGCAGAACACCUGACCUACCUGGAGUUCAAGUCAUUCUGCAGGAUAACAUUUGCAGAUUACCAGAACUACAUCCGCAGUGGCUGCAUGAAGGAGAACCCCAUGAUGGAGCGUUCCAUUGCCCUGUGUAACGGGAUCUCCCAGUGGGUGCAGCUCAUGGUUCUGAGUCGGCCCACAGCUCAGCUACGAGCUGAGGUCUUCGCCAAGUUUAUCCAUGUUGCCCAGAACCUUCAUCAAAUGCACAACUUUAACACACUAAUGGCUGUGGUGGGAGGCCUCUGUCACAGCUCCAUCUCCAGGUUAAAGGACACCAGCUCACAUGUACCCAGCGAGGUCACCAAGGUGUUGAACGAAAUGACGGAGCUGCUGUCCUCCUGCAGGAACUAUGACAACUACAGGCAGGCAUACAGCAGGUGUUCAGGUUUCAAAAUUCCCAUCCUGGGAGUUCACCUGAAGGAUCUCAUCUCCGUCAAUGAGGCCAUGUCAGACUAUGUUGACGACAACAAGGUCAACGUGCAGAAGCUGCAAGCCCUCUACAACCACAUCAAUGACCUGAUCCAGCUACAGCAGACACCCCCACGCUUGGAUGCCAACAAGGACCUAGUCCACUUACUGACACUGUCUCUGGAUCUCUACUACACAGAGGAUGAUAUCUAUGAGCUAUCCUAUGCCCGGGAGCCCAAGAACAGCAAGGCACCGCCGGCCACCCCAUCAAGACCUCCAGUGGUUGUGGACUGGGCUUCGGGUGUGGCCCCCAAACCGGACCCCAGAACCAUCAGCAAGCACGUUCAGAGGAUGGUGGAUUCUGUGUUCAAAAACUAUGACCAUGAUGAAAAUGGCUACAUCUCUCAAGAAGACUUUGAGAAAAUUGCUGCUAGCUUCCCCUUCUCCUUCUGUGUAAUGGAUAAAGAGAAAGAGGGUCUAAUCAGCAGGGAGGAAAUCACAGCUUACUUUAUGAGAGCCAGCGUCAUCUGCUCCAAGCUAGGCCUGGGUUUCGUCCACAAUUUCCAGGAAACCACCUACAUGAAGCCCACCUUCUGUGACAACUGCUCCGGAUUUUUGUGGGGCGUCAUAAAACAAGGCUACAGAUGCAAAGACUGCGGUAUGAACUGUCACAAGCUGUGCAAGGACCAGGUGGCGUUCGAGUGCAAGAAGAACGCCAAGAGCAGCAGUGCCACUGACAGCAGCCCCACGGCCAGCUCCACCCCCACCACCACAGGUCCCCCGGGGCCCAGGGGCUAUGAGCAGGGUUCAGAGGAGGGGCCAUUCACGUACCCCAGCGAAGAAUCGACUGACAGCAGUGACCGAGGCAAAGACUGGCACCCUGCGUCUCCUGCCACCGCUCAUCCGAAACGGCCCACGGAUCUCCUUCGGCCCCCGGGGGUCCACAAGUGCACCCAGACGGAGUGGCCCCUGGGCCCCGAGCCCACCCGGCCGCAGGCUUCACUCCUGACCCCGGGCCCAGCUGCCCUCACCCCUUGCCCCAGCCCAGUUCCGGUGCGAAAGCGGGCCUACGUCAGCUGGGAGAACCGGGCCUCCACGAUGCAGAAGCCAAAGGAACCAGAAGACCGGGUCAAGCCAACUUAUGAGCAACUGGAAAAGGACAAUCGGACUCUUCAGAAGAGCAACGAGACGCUGCGCCGGAAGCUGAAGGAGACAGAGCGAGAGGUGGAGAUCCUGCAGACCCUCCUGAAGAGACAUGCACUCCACCCUGUGGAGGAGGACUCAUCGUCUUAACUAGGAUUAACCCCCCUGGUGCAGAGGCCAACCCAAACCUUCAGGGGCUGGAGCUCCACCCACUAAUGGACAAAGACACACACACACCAACAGGUGCUUGAGCCCCACCAGCAGACAGUCCCACUCUCAUAAACAUGGACCUGUACAGCAGCCACUAAGAACAUAACCGCAUUGGGGGCUGGAGCUCCUCUCUGAAACACCAGAAAAACUGGAAAGGGGGUGGAUACCCAUCCACCAAUGCACAGAAACAUUCUCCUGAAGGGAGACUGAAACUCCAUCAGCAGACAUGCCUACAUGGAGUUGGGCUCCACCUACAAAGGACAAGUCUAUACAGGCAAAAGGGGGCCGGAGCUCUUCCCACAAUCGGACACAGCCAUUCAUGACAAGAAGCACUGGCGCUUCAUGCACACUAGUGGCACUAGUGGGCACUCAUAUCACACAUUGUGGUCCCUGGGAUGGAGGCAUUUGUACAGUAGUGAGUCUUAGCUUUCCUGUCACAAUAAAAUACAUUACUUGAGGUCUGAUUAGCACACUGCUGAAUUCCAGAUUCAUUGUUGCAUCCAUGCUGUCUCGUUUGCAUUUUCUUUGCAAAUCAAUAUGCAGGAAACAGGACUGCCUAAUAUAUGUAUGUAUAUUUAAUCAUAAAGUGCAUA
Messenger RNA from Megalops cyprinoides (Indo-Pacific tarpon), 3213 nucleotides. RefSeq names its product RAS guanyl-releasing protein 1-like. Lineage: Eukaryota; Metazoa; Chordata; Actinopteri; Elopiformes; Megalopidae. The record is from RefSeq and is a predicted model, not a curated record. Gene Ontology annotation, biological process: positive regulation of GTPase activity; Ras protein signal transduction. Gene Ontology annotation, cellular component: plasma membrane. The transcript has 17 exons. Gene Ontology annotation, molecular function: guanyl-nucleotide exchange factor activity; calcium ion binding. The coding region runs from base 62 to 2560 and encodes 832 amino acids.